Panicum virgatum (switchgrass) is the source of this 1204-nucleotide messenger RNA. RefSeq names its product mediator of RNA polymerase II transcription subunit 7a-like. Gene Ontology annotation, biological process: regulation of transcription by RNA polymerase II. Lineage: Eukaryota; Viridiplantae; Streptophyta; Magnoliopsida; Poales; Poaceae. Gene Ontology annotation, molecular function: transcription coregulator activity. Gene Ontology annotation, cellular component: mediator complex; core mediator complex. The record is from RefSeq and is a predicted model, not a curated record. The transcript is spliced from 6 exons. Bases 319 to 825 code for a protein of 168 amino acids.
GCCAUCCUCCUCUUCCCACCGCCGCCGCCGCCCCACCCUCCUUCCUCUUCCCGCGCGGGGAGCAGCGGCCACGCCGCCCCCACCCCUCCCUCCUCUUCCCCCGACCCCAACCCCCUGCCUGCUUUCCUCCCCUAGCAGCAAGCCGCCCGCCGGUCCAGGUGAGCAGAACGGGCUGGUGGCCUCCUCCAGCAUCUCCCCGCCGAUCUUCUCUUGUUUGUAGCAGAUCCACGCCCCUGUCCUCGCUCGAUUCGCCAGCAGUAAAGGACAACACAACCCUCUUACUCCGUCGUCCAAGGGACUGCAGCACUAGAGCAGGCAAUGGCCACAUCAGCAUACCCUCCGCCUCCUCCAUAUUACCGACUUUACAAGGAUUACGAGCAGGAUCCCUCUUCUGCACCAGAACCUCCACCGCCAAUUGACGGAAAUUAUAAAGUAUUUGGUGUUGAGCGCGAAAUAAAUGAGGUGUUGCCAAGUUUGGAGAGUCGUCAGCUUUAUCCAAAGGGCCCCAAUAUUGAUUUCAAGAAGCAGCUAAGGACCCUCAACAGAGAGCUUCAACUGCAUAUUUUGGAGCUGGCCGAUAUUUUAGUGGAGAGACCAUCUCAGUAUGCUCGCAGGGUAGAAGAUAUUUCACUCAUAUUCCAGAACUUAAACCAUCUUCUCAAAUCCCUACGGCCUCAUCAGGCAAGGGCCACAUUGAUUCACAUGCUUGAGAGCCAAAUUCAGCGUCGCAAGCAGGCAAUUGAAGAUAUAAAGCAGAGGAGAGAGGAAGCGCAAAAGCUGCUUGGUGAAUCACUGCUCGUCUUAGAUGGAAGCCAAACUAAUUAGGCUGAUGCCAAUUUGGCUGUUAGAAGACAGAUAAGUGCUCUGAGUUAAAGAAAUCUAAAUAAUCUUUAGAUCAAUAGCUUGUGGAGCCAACCAAGAGAGUCGUUGAGAUAUUUCUGGCUUGUGGUAUCUGUUGGGGCCAUUUAGUAUUUUUCAACUUUGAUCACUGAAUCUUGUACAUUUUUAAUGGUCGACGCUAACAUGCUGUGAUAUUUACAUUCCGUACUUUCUCAGUUGGAGAUUGUCGAAUUACUUUGUAGUCUUAGCGGAUUGUUAGACUCAUGUCAGUAUUUUAGAUGUGUUGUUUUAUUUUGUUGCUAUGUGAUUACAUGCUGAAGCAAGUGGAUGGAAUAUGAACGAAUUAAUUCUAUCUUAGUUUCUA